This is a messenger RNA of Medicago truncatula (barrel medic), 1015 nucleotides long. RefSeq lists its product as uncharacterized. Gene Ontology annotation, biological process: GPI anchor biosynthetic process. The transcript is spliced from 6 exons. Bases 145 to 699 code for a protein of 184 amino acids. NCBI's taxonomy places the organism in Eukaryota, Viridiplantae, Streptophyta, Magnoliopsida, Fabales, Fabaceae. Gene Ontology annotation, cellular component: glycosylphosphatidylinositol-N-acetylglucosaminyltransferase (GPI-GnT) complex. The record is from RefSeq and is a predicted model, not a curated record.
AUUUAUUCAUGUAAUAGUAUUCACAUUAAUUUUUAAACUGAGUCACUCUACAGAGGCAUUUGUUCCCUCCGCCGUGUCGGAGAUUAUAGAGCUGCCAUUGUCAUCCUGUCCUCCCUUUCAUUGCUCUGGUAUUGGCAUUUCAGGAUGGUUGAGUUCUCAGUAAGUAAUGCUAGAUAUACUUAUGUGCAUGACCAGGAAAAUCCCUCUCAAAAUGCUGACAUGCACCAUAUAGUUCUGAGGAGGAGUGGUUCAAAAUAUUUUUUUGUGUAUGCCUCAGCACUUCUUGUCUUAGCAUGUGCAAUCUAUCUGUGUUUUCUUGAGGAAAAAUCGAUCAGUCUUGUGUAUUACAGCUUGUUUUUUGACAUAUUUCUUGUCAAGUUGUUACUUCGGAAGGCUGUUAAUAAAGAGUCUGUUGUGAUUAUGCCGGGUUUUGGAGUACAACUUGAGACUCACUAUAUGAGUGGAGAAGUCAUCCGAAGCUUUGUCCCCGUUGACAAGAUUCUAAAACCUGUUUUACUAGAAUGUGUGACUCCGGUAACUUGCUACUGGACUCUAUCCUUGAUUGUUUGCGACGAGUCUGAAAUGGUGUUAGUUUUCAAGAAUAUGAGACCACCAAUUAAAAUGCUAGUUCAUGUUUGGAAGGCUUUGUGUGCUGCAACUGAUAAUAAAGAAGAGACUUGUACAGUGCAAAGUAGAUGAUGGAUGGCUAUGAGUUCCUUAUACUCCUGGAUUCACGAAAAGUUACAGCUACGAUUAUACUGGUUCUGGACUCACUGAUAGGAGCUCAAGACUCAAGUUUAUAGUUUGGACUUUGGAAUGUAAUGGCCAAUUGACUUUAUGACUGUUAGAGAAAGUGUUUUUUCAUCUCUCAGACAGUGUCUUGAAACUAAGAUAUACGUACAGGUUCAUACAUGAUAGUGAUUAGUGGCCAUAUCCUAGGAUGGUAACAUUACCUUCUGGAUUCCUUGCUAAGAGUGCGUCUUUUACCUUUUGAAAAUGAAUUUCUUAAAGUGAA